GAAUAGUGAUUAUAUAUUUGUGUCCAUUGGGGGAUUGUUUUGGAUCCGUUCCUUAAACUCAUUUGUUUGGCCUGGAACUGACAAACAGAAAGCAGAGCACAGAGAUCCUGGUUGCUGCCAAGAUCUCCUUGCGUGUACUAUCAUGAGAAUCCAAGACAAACUCCUGGGGAGGUCUCUACCAGUGAGGAGUCAACAGCAGUAGACACGAGGCCCAUAGUGGUUUGGGUUAAAGGUUAACUCAAACCUCAUUAUGAGCAGACCCCACCUGGCUCAACUUCCUGAAUUUGUUCGUCAUUCACCCCAUGCAACGUCUGUGAUCAACGCAUGAACUUCGGGUUGUGAAACAACUGGAACUUUGGAGCAGCGCCCCUUUCACUGUUCCUCCUCCUGUGCCUUCCUUUUUUUUUCUUUUCCCUCACUGUCCCCCCCUCCUUCCCCUGCCAACUCCCCCCAACUCUGAGCUCCUCCUCUGCUGAAAAGACACAUUUCCUGAUGUCAUUACUAAAUCAAAAUUCUGCUCGGCAAACAGAUGUUGUGAGAGGCCCAACAUGUGGAUUCAGUGACAUAAAUUAACAAGUUGGUCGUGAGAAAACAUAAACCAUUCCAUUUUUCAUUCAAUCAAUGAAACCACCUCUCUCACACUGCUCUUUAAAGUGGUGAGGGGAGACAGUGAGAAACUACCUUACAUAUGUAGCACACUCAUGAGCUGCUCAUGACAUAAAACACCUAAAACUUUCCCACACUUGUGGUGGAAAUAUCAGUUAGCUGGCCUUUUAAACAGCUGGUCAGCUCUGACUAAUAACUUCUUCCAGGUUUGGUCAAAUUAACCUAAAUAUGAAAUCAUGGCUGUCUGCACAGAACACCCUGCAGAGUCAUGAUUACAUCCACCCCAAAACGCUAAGCCCUAAAUGUUUACUUAUGUUUCCUAUUUGGCAGAGGCAGCCCAAAAGGCAAAUAAAUGACAUGCUGUGAGCUGGCCAGGCCUUCGACUGUGAGAAACUGAGACUAAAAAGCAGAACAAGAGUUAAAGAGUAAAGGGUUUUCAGAUGUGAGUCCAGCCCAGCUUGGGUGUGCUCCCUUUUAUUUGGGAGAAUGGAGAGGACAAUCUUUGUUGCCUCCACCCCUUUAAAAAAGGAAGAAAAUCCUAAAGAAACGUGUGUUGGAGAGGGGAAGAGCUGCUGCCAAGGCACAGGGCCGUCAGACAGAUCUUCGAAGAACAUCUGGUAACCGCGGGUAACACUGUUUGGACAUCUGGUAACCGAAGGUUACACUGCGUCUCUUCCAUCCUGUCGAGUUUCCUGUUAUGCCUCGCUGUACACAGUCUAAGAAGUUUAGGGUUAUUAUAUAUGGUCACCGGUUGGGGAAAACGUACCUUUAUUCAUUUUUUCUGACAUGAAGGGAGCACUUGGUUUCAUUGGGGUAUUCCUCUCCUUUCUCUGCGAUGCCACUUAUGGAAAGUCUACCUUGAGUCGACCAUUUGCUUGUGGGAAUAAUUCUCACCAUUGUCAGACGUAUUGCGGCAUCUGUUCUGACUUUUAUGGUGCACCAACAAUGGAGUGCCUUUCCUUUAUGCUUGAGGAACUAUGUCUCCUCAAAUUUGAUGAAGCAAUGGCAUCACUAAACAACACUGACUGGUGCACUUGGGGCAAUGUGAGCAUUUUAUAUAGUAACCUAAGCCUUUGCACAGAGGAGAUAUCUGACUGUCUAGUGAUCCCAUGGCCCAACCCACUGGUGGAACAGACCUUUGUGAACAUUCACUCCAGGUUUUUCAAGGAUUGUCCCACAGAGCAGCUAAGCGACCCACCCCCAGUCAUCGUCUUUGCCUUGGUGAUAACUCCCAUCUGUCUGAUCCCUGUCAUGGUUAGCCUCGUGGUGCUUAAGACCAAAAAUGCGGAUGGUAGCUCCUGAAAAUCCUGAAUCUUGGCCUUGCUCACAAUUCCCAAGAAUAUCAUGUUUUUGACCUGCGCUCUCCCGCCUUUCCAAACCUAAGGACUGCUGCGCUUUCAUCCCACCAGUGACCUUGAAGAGGACUGAAUAUUUCUGAGGAAUUCUAAAAUAUUUGCCACAGAGGAACCCUUUUGAGAAGAUGGCACUGAUCUAUGUAAUUAUAAAUUCCUGUACCAUACUGUGACAAAAGUUUGGUUUUCAACCAACCCACUCGAGAUCUGAACAUUUAUCUAGUGGUUACAUCCAAUUAGCAGAUGUUAUUCAGAAAACAAAGUUUGGUUUUCUACUUGAGAACCCAGUAUUCAGGGUUAUGAUGACAAAAGCUCUGGAGCUUGCAAAAGUAAAGUCAAAUGUAUUUGUGUUGACGCUCCUCUACAUGUUGGACAGCAGUUGUGUUGAUAAAAGACAAGGUCAUUUUUUAUUACUGAACUCCUGAACUCUUCUAAUGCAAUUUUAUUUUGCUGCCAAUCAAACUUAACUCUGCAUUGAGCCACCGAUUCAACAAUGUACAAUAUGUAUGCGGAGUACAUGUGCAACCUAAACUGAUUUUAAGUCUGGAUUAGAUAAUAAAAACGUUUGAUCUAGAAAAAGUUAUCUAUAUGUGUAAAGAAAGGACAGGAAAAUGAGUAUGGUGUGAUGCAUGGAUCUGGUUAUGUGUGUCAUAGUGUGUGUAAAGUUUGAGGUCAGAGGUUACAGAUGGGACACAAUGAGAAUGAGAAAGGGAGAUUUCUUUCCUGGUAUUGUCUAUUUUUGGACAGUAAGAAACCCUUUAGCACUUUCUCCUGUCCAAACAACGGCAAUCCUCAUGAUCACACAAUAAGCUAAUUGAAGUAAAGUUUAUCUAACAUCUCCAUCCAGAUCAGACAAAACACCACAGACAGACAGACAGACAAACAAUUGUCUGUGCAGCAUAGCGAUAAACACUGAGCAACGACACAAAGAUAAAAUGUUAUCUUUCACCUGAUUCAUGAUAAUGUAGUUAUGUAUUGUUUAGUCUUGGAUGACGAUAAAGCCAUUGUAAGUGCUUUCAGAUUUGGAAAAAAAUGUGUAUUUAUAUACUGUGUUAUAUUUCUGCCAUUGUCAGGGCUUAGUGGACUUACUGUAUCAUCUGAGUGAUAACACAUUCUGCCUGCUCUGACACCAUUUACUGUAUGUAUUUUGAUAUACUUU
This is a messenger RNA of Sander lucioperca (pikeperch), 3117 nucleotides long. RefSeq names its product receptor (G protein-coupled) activity modifying protein 2 (gene ramp2). The transcript has 4 exons. The record is from RefSeq and is a predicted model, not a curated record. Gene Ontology annotation, cellular component: membrane; cell surface; signaling receptor complex. Gene Ontology annotation, biological process: intracellular protein transport; receptor internalization; calcium ion transport. Gene Ontology annotation, molecular function: coreceptor activity. NCBI's taxonomy places the organism in Eukaryota, Metazoa, Chordata, Actinopteri, Perciformes, Percidae. Bases 1393 to 1908 code for a protein of 171 amino acids.